This is a messenger RNA of Labeo rohita (rohu), 4476 nucleotides long. It is a transcript of the gene bcl11bb, whose product is annotated as BCL11 transcription factor B b. The record is from RefSeq and is a predicted model, not a curated record. Bases 555 to 2939 code for a protein of 794 amino acids. The transcript has 3 exons. Gene Ontology annotation, molecular function: DNA-binding transcription factor activity; RNA polymerase II cis-regulatory region sequence-specific DNA binding. NCBI's taxonomy places the organism in Eukaryota, Metazoa, Chordata, Actinopteri, Cypriniformes, Cyprinidae. Gene Ontology annotation, cellular component: nucleus. Gene Ontology annotation, biological process: positive regulation of transcription by RNA polymerase II.
CACAGGCGCCGGGUCCUCCCUGUGAGCAGCGUGAAUGCGAGACGUAAUUGCUCGGGUCCUGAUUGAUCUGGAGAGGAGGUGUUGUCUUCAGAGGUUGAGCCAUUCUGCGCUGUGAUGCCAAGCGCACAUGGAGGACAGUGCCAAAGACUUCUCUCACCUGGCGAGCCCGCCGUCCACGGAUCUUGGAUUUCCAUUAUAGCAGGACAACAACUGUAUUUAUGUUUUAGGGAUUUUUAAAGAAAGAAUAUUUGCAUUUUAGGACAGUGUUUUGGAAUCGAGGUUGUCAGGGGUUAAAGAAGCUGCUGCGGGUCGGAGUGAUUUUCACGUUUCGCUAUCUCAGGUUAAGUGGCACUUAGUUAAUGCUUCACGACAGUCGAAUUCAGUUUAGUCUGUUCACAGAGUGCAAGUGUUAGUUUGUGCCGUGAUAACGAGUAGACUAGCCCGCGAGCGAGCGCAGUGGAACAGUACCCGGGCUGUGGAGGAAAGUUUGGAGAGCUUCGGGAGCGCACACAUUAGUCCGAGUGUCCGUGAGAUGCUGCUGUAAAUGCGGGGCGAUGUCCCGACGGAAGCAAGGCAACCCACAGCAUCUGUCCCUCACGCAGAGGGAGAACCUACCGACUGCAGCAGAUCAUGACGCAGGGGUGGAUCAGUGCCCAUCAGAGGGCUCCAUAGCCAGCCCUGUGGGCGGAUCCGGAGAGAGUGACCUGCUGACCUGUGGUCAGUGUCAAACCAACUUCCCCCUGGGAGAUAUUCUAGUGUUUAUCGAGCACAAAAGGAGACUGUGUCCCGGACCCAGCGCCUGUUUCGAUAAACCGACUGACUGCGGCGGCUCCCCGUCCCCCAGACCCCCACGGGCAGAAGUCUGCCGGAGGUCUGGACCGGUGGAGGUUGGGAUCCAGGUCACGCCAAGAGAGGAGGAGGAAAAACGACUGACGCCCGCCAGAGGAAUCUGCCCCAAGCAGGAGGGCGUCCCAACAGGAAAAGAUGAGCCCUCCAGUUACAUCUGCACCACUUGUAAGCAACCCUUUACCAGUGCAUGGUUUCUGCUGCAGCAUGCACAGAACACCCACGGGAUACGCAUCUACCUGGACACCCACCCAACUAGCUGCUCGCUGACCCCUCGCAUGGCCCUUCCUCCGCCACUGGGGGCCGAUGCCUUGCCCCGUUCCCCUCUAGCCAGCUUUCUGGGAGAUGGCAGCAACCCUUUCCAGCUGUUGCGCAUGGGUGCCCCACUGCUACGUGAACCUCCACCACCUGGAUACAUUGACACCCGCUUGCCAUCCACCCCGCCCUUUGUAAGCCCUCCGCCGCCUCGCCAUCCUCUGGAACGGCUUGGCCCUGAGGAGAUGGGUCUCCUGUCCCAGCAUCCAAGUGCUUUUGAGCGGGUGAUGCGGCUGACACCCAUGGGCAUUGAACCAUCCAUGGGCUUCUCUCAGCGUCUUCGUGAACUGGCGGGCAACAACAACAAUGGGGGUCCAACUCCCCCUCUUUCGCCUAACCGGGUACCCCCCAUGCAUCGGCUUCUCAGUCCCACUCUCUUCCAGCCCGGCUCCAAACCUCUACCUUUUCUAACCACGCCCUCACAGCCGCCAUCAGUUCCAUCCAGAGGCAGUUCCUCACCACCACUAAAUCAGGUCGGCAAAGCCAAGUCCUGUGAGUUUUGUGGCAAGACUUUCAAGUUCCAAAGCAACUUGAUCGUGCACAGACGUAGCCACACUGGCGAAAGACCCUACAAGUGUCAUCUCUGUGACCAUGCAUGUUCGCAGGCCAGCAAGCUAAAGCGCCACAUGAAGACGCACAUGCACAAGUCAGGUUCCAUGGGGAGUUCACCUGAGCAGGGAGGGCAAGACUCGGCUGGAGAGGGGCUUAAGAACAGUGAGGACAAUGGCACAAGGGAGGGAAUGGAUAAUGAGGAGGAAGAAGAAGAAGAAGAGGAGGAAGAGGAGGAGGAGGAGGAAGAAGAGGAACAACAGCAAAAUGGGAGCAGGCCUGAUUCCAACCUGAGCAUGGACUCAGAGUUGAGCAGAAACAGAGAGAAUGGCCCAAGACCCUCCCCAGAGGAGAAACCUCUGGGCACUGACAGAGUGACAGAAAGCCAAUACAACAACCUCGACAAUCACUUGAGACUGCCACCGGGCAGCAGGCCAUGCGAGGAGAUGGACACAGAUUCGGCGUCCAGAGAGAAUGAUAGAGACAGGGGUCCAAUGGUGAAUGGAAGAGGCUGCGGCCCGGAGGAUUCCAUCUCAGCGCUGUUCCACCGGAAGCCAAUGCCUAUUUCCAGCUCCAGCCUCACUGGCUCUUCCGCCAAGAGGAUCAAGGUAGAGAAGGAUGUGGAGCUGCCACAGGUGCCCGUCAUAUCCCCCGAAAAUGUGUAUUCUCAGUUGCUUGCCGGUUAUGCUGCAUCCCGCCACUUCAUAAGGGAGCCCUUCCUGGGCUUUAACGACUCCAGGCAGUCGCCUUUCGGCACUUCUUCCGAGCACUCUUCAUCUGAGACGGGCAGUCUGCGCUUCUCCACCCCUCCAGGGGAAAUUCUGGAAGGCGGUGGGCUGUCGGGGCGAAGUGGUAGCAGUACACCUCACCUCCAGCUGCGGGGUCCUGGGCCAGGGAGACCACCCAGCUCCAAGGAAAGUCGACGGAGUGACACCUGUGAGUUCUGUGGUAAGGUGUUCAAGAACUGCAGUAAUCUGACCGUGCAUCGGCGCAGCCACACAGGUGAGAGGCCUUACAAGUGUGACCUGUGCAGCUACGCUUGUGCCCAGAGCAGCAAGCUUACCCGGCACAUGAAGACCCACGGGCAGUUUGGCAAAGAGGUGUAUCGCUGCGAUAUUUGCCACAUGCCCUUCAGCGUGUACAGCACCCUGGAAAAACACAUGAAGAAGUGGCAUGGAGAGCAUUUGCUGACCAAUGAGGUCAAACUUGAGCAGGCUGACAGAGCUUGAGACCACUUUCCAAUGCACUGCAUUAUGGGUUUAGCUGGAUAGUCUUUUCCUUGACUAUAUAUUUUUUGGAGUGAUUUUUUUUUUUUUUUUGUGAAAACAAACUGCCACCUGAGAAACAAGAACACAGGGAAAUGUUAGUCUGCGGUUCUAAAACCCUUCUUGCAUAUCCCAGCAACUAACAGAGGAGUAGUCCAUUAGGAAUUCAUGGAGCCUUUCUACUGUGCAAUAAUUUCUGUAUUUAUUGGAUUAUUUGUAAUGAUACAUGGCAUGUGCAGGUACAUUAUCGAUGGGUUUCUAAUGCAUUCAGUUCCUGAAAUUAUAUUUCUACACCCCAUCCUAUGAUAUGACAAAUACUGAGAUUUUGGCAUUCAGCCACUUUUGUGUUAUAAACUAGUUUCCUCAAAGGAAACAAAUGGGUAAUUUCUAAAAGAAGAGGUCAACUUCUAAAAAUCUGAGAACGUUUUCAUGUUAUUGUUGCUGUCAUUGGCCCCACUCAUCAUGGGUUAUAUUCAGAAGAUAGACGUAAAAAGCACUGAAUGUCACUUUGACAAUAAAAUAUUCAACAAUUUUAAGGGGCAAAAAAAAACCCAGGGAUGUUUUAAGGCAGCUGAUAGGCAGUUUGACUGCAUCUGAUUGAUUUUCUGUUGACAACCUUUGAAAUGAAUGAGAUGAAACGAAAGGAAAGUUCAUCAACCGUGACAUUUAUGAGAAUGAAAUGACAACAAAAAUGACUAUAUUUCCUCUACAUGAUUAUGGUUCCCGUAUAUAAACAGUGUUGAGGCCACCAGUGUUGCAUUCCUGACAUAUUUUUUCAAAAGGCUGACAUUUUAAAUAGCCCAGAUUUUAUUUUUAAAGAUCAAAAUGUUUACAUUCGCUCAAAUUAACAUCCAUCUCAUCUAUUCCUUAAUUAUGUUUGAAUGCUUUCCAAACCUUGUACAUGGUCAAAAAUGUCAGUGGCUUUAUAUUGUUAUAUUAUAGUGCCGUCUUUAAUUCAGCCUGGAUUCACUUGUUAAGGGAAGCCGUAAGCUUGUUAUCAUGGGCUCAUAUGGAGGAUUUUUAGAUGCUGCAUUCCUGUUAAAUUAUUAAGGGAAUGUAUUCAUUUACAAAUCAAUCUAUCAUGAAAUCAAAAAUGAAUUAGCAGCUAUUUGGACACCAAUAUAAAGCACAGGUGCUCACCUGUAGAAAUCAUUUGAGUAAACACACACACACAGGCCAUUAAGCUGUAGCAGCAUUAUACGCACCAUCCUGUGCGUUGUUGAAACCGCAAUCACUGAAUUGUGCCGGGGCUCUCUGGAAACCCUGGGUGACUGCUUGUCCUCUAAAGGAUCCUAGGAUUAAAUGAUUUCCUCAUUACGACCUCUGUUCCUACACACUGAAUCGCCUCCACCUGUCUCCUUUCAUACAUCAUCAGCUCAGAUUUAAACCACAGUCCUGUUCUCAUCUGCGUAUUCAUUAUUUACAACAUCCUGCCGUUUAUAUUCAUGGCUUUUGACAGUUUACAUUUUAUUUUUGACUUGAAUAGAAAGUCGAAUUUAAG